AUGUGUCAGGCAGAAGGAGAAGUCAGGAAUCCCAGUUUCUGGCCUGACAUCGUGGAGAGGCUUCCUACAAUAGGUGUCCCAGACCAAUACCAUGACAACCACACAGCUAAGCCAAUAGGAGUUCUGGACCAAUACCAUGACAACCACACAGCUAAGCCAAUAGGAGUUCUGGACCAAUACCAUGACAACCACACAGCUAAGCCAAUAGGAGUCCCGGACCAAUACCAUGACAACCACACAGCUAAGCCAAUAGGAGUCCUGGAUCAAUACUAUGACAACCGCACAGCUAAGCCAAUAGGAGAGGAAUGCCAAACUCCAUCAACUCUACAGAUACACAUGAGAACUCACACUGUAGAGAACCAGUCGAAACCGCAGUGCCCUCUCUGCGGGGCAGAGUUCUCUCAGAAAGGCCUUCUGGAUGAUCACCUGAUGAUCGCCCACUCCCAUGAGAAACCAGAGAAGCCUUACCCCUGUCCAGACUGUGGGAAGAGAUUCUCCAGCAAGAGUUACAUCAAGAUCCACCGGAAGAUCCACAGUGGGAAGAUCUCUUACCACUGCGCCCAGUGUGAUAAGACUUUCCUGUCAGCGGAGGGGCUCAAGAAGCACGAGAGUGCUCACCGAGGAGAGAGACCGUACCGAUGCCCUGCGUGUGGCAAAUGUUUCAAACAACAAUCCCAGCUGACCUGUCACUUCAAGAUCCACACCGGAGAGAGGAGUCAUCUCUGCUUCCUGUGUGGGAAGAGUUUCGCCAGGGAGUUUGACCUCCGGGUGCAUCUCAGAGUCCACUCUGGAGAGAAGCCCUACCAGUGCCACGAGUGUGGCAAGAGCUACAGGUACAGAGCAGGCAUCCGGUCACACAUGCAGCAGAUGCACCCUGGGAAGCCUAUAGUGGAACCAACCCCACCCAUCCCCACAGGCCCUCGCUACGGCAGUGGAGGAAGUGGUCCUCCUACAUCCGUCAUCAGAAAGGAUCCUGGUGACCAAUCCAGCCCCAAAGCCCAGGGUCCUGAUCCAAGCCAUGGCAGCAAGGCGUCCAGUCAAACACCUCGGUUGAAGGCCAGAGCUGAAGAAGAGGAGGAGGAGGAGGAGGAAGAAGAAGAGGUGAACGUUGAUGGUUCGGGUAAUUCUGAAGAAGACGACGCCAGUUGGAAACCCGCUCUUCGUCUUGCCAAGACCGGUGGCGGUGGUCCCUCUGCAUCAGGACCACAGAGAAAACACCGGAAGAAACAACCGGUCAAACGGAAGACCAGCGUCCAAGAAGGCAACCAGAAGCGACCGAAAGCCAAGAGGUUUAACAACCGUCGCUGCUUUAAAUGUGGAGAGGGAUUCCCCCGGGAAUACGAGCUGUUGCUACACCUGCAGACACAUCUGGAUUACAACUGCUACGUGUGCGGAACGCCGUUCGACAACCAAGAGCUGCUGCGGAGACAUCAGGUGGAGCACGCCGAGGAGAGUCUGGGUGUGUUCUCUGGUGAGGCAGCAGGUCCAACCUCAGGGCAGCGGCGGGGGAGAGGGAAGAGUACUCACCGAUGUCCGACCUGUGGCAAAGAACUAUCCGACGCGUCCAAGCUGAAGUUGCACGUGAGAAUCCACACCGGGGAGAAACCGUACUGCUGCUCCCUGUGCGGAAAGGGUUUCACUCAGCCAGGGAACCUGAAAACACACAUGAAAACACACAGAGACGGGACCCCCAGUUUGUUGUCUGCUGGUGGGUUAGGUCCCUCUACAUCAAGAGGUCCUGAACACCACCAGGAGAAUCACACCGUCGCCGCAUCAGCGGCUCAGGAGAACUUCAACUGUCCAGAUCAACCGCCAGCGCAGAAACACAUGACGUCUCAGGACAGCGGAGAGAAGGCCUCUUUCUUCUGCUCGCUGUGUGGGGAGCAGUUCUCUGAGAAGGCACAGUUGGAAGAACACCGAUUGGCUCACAACAACAAGAAGCCUUUCCCCUGCCCCGACUGUGGCAAGAGGUUCCGCAGUAAUUACUACGUUAAGAUCCACAUGCGAAUGCACACCGGGAGAGGCCUUACCAAUGCACCGAGUGUGGGAAGGGCUUCAUCACAGAAGAAGGGCUGAAGAAGCACGAGAGCGCUCACCGGGGAGAGAGACCCCACCUCUGCCCCGAGUGCGGAAAGAGAUUCAAGCAACAGUCCCAACUUACGUGUCACUUCCGUAUGCACACCGGACAGAAGAGCCACCU
Molecule: messenger RNA, 2200 nt
Organism: Oncorhynchus gorbuscha (pink salmon)
Lineage: Eukaryota; Metazoa; Chordata; Actinopteri; Salmoniformes; Salmonidae
Product: zinc finger protein 2 homolog
Exons: 6
Coding region: 1-2076 (691 amino acids)
Biological process (GO): regulation of transcription by RNA polymerase II
Cellular component (GO): nucleus
Molecular function (GO): RNA polymerase II transcription regulatory region sequence-specific DNA binding; DNA-binding transcription factor activity, RNA polymerase II-specific
Source: RefSeq, a predicted model, not a curated record